Molecule: messenger RNA, 594 nt
Organism: Ziziphus jujuba (common jujube)
Lineage: Eukaryota; Viridiplantae; Streptophyta; Magnoliopsida; Rosales; Rhamnaceae
Exons: 5
Coding region: 1-594 (197 amino acids)
Source: RefSeq, a predicted model, not a curated record
AUGGGUUUGGGUCGUUCACACAAGAACAUUGGCCUAUUCGAAAUCUUUCUACUGGAAUACUUUGGGCCAUUUAACCGAAACAGUAAAUUAAUCCCAAAUGAUCAGGACACAGCUGACCCGUCUCUCCCCCUAGGUCAUUUUUGUCCCAAACUCAAAAAAGCCAUUGUUCUCUCGCUUAUCGUUGCCCCGCGUGGAAGAUCAAAGGAAAAAUCACAGCUCGGUUGGCCAUCUACUAUAGUCGAUCUGGAGAAAGGGCUUCCAUUUGCAAGCAAAACCCCAAACUGCAAAGAACCCAAGCCAUCUUAUAGUCGAUCUGGAAAGGGCUUCCAUUUGCAAGCAAAACCCCAAACUGCAAAGAACCCAGUUCAGAGAUUAUCUUCUGAUUCGAAUCGGUCGGACAAAGAGGCAGUGCAAUUUGUAAUUGAGAAACUUCGAUCCCUAACAGCCAAAAAAGCUUGGUUAGAUGAACAGUGCUUCUUAAUAGUGGUGUUGAUAAAAUGUGUUAGAUAUUGUUUGUUGGUUUCCCUGCUAAGUAUUUUAUCUUUGUAUUUCAUUGAAGAAAAUCUUAAAAUCCAUCUUGAAGCAUUUUAUUGA